AUGUUAAAAUCUAGUAAAAAUGUUCUGAUUGACAAUUUCAUUCGUAGACGAAGACAUGCAAAUACUUAUAACUUUCUCGAAUGGGUUGAACCUGAACAAUUCAGAAAUAUAGAACUGCUUGCAAAAGGAGGGUAUGGAACAAUCUACACCGCGACAUGGAUAGAUGGACCAAUAUAUCGGCAAGGUCCAUAUAAAAAUUCUCGGCACAAACUACGCAAAAAUCCAAAUGAAACUGUUGCUUUGAAAACUUUAUACGAUUCAUCAAAUGGUAUUGAAAAACUUCUCAAAGAGACCGAUCAAACUCUGCAAUUUAGUAGAGUAAAAAUUUAUGGCCUCACAAAAAAUCCUUGCAAUGACGAAUAUGCCAUUGUUAUGCUAUACUAUAAGCAUGGUGACUUGCGGAAUUUUCUUAAAAAGUACGAGACUCAUGGUAUGAUUGAUAUUCUAAGAUCAAUUAUAAACGAUCUUGAAAGUAUCCACAAUGCCGGAGUGAUCCAUUGUGAUUUACAUAGUGGAAAUAUUCUUUUACCUAACGCAAACACUGCCAUAAUUGCGGAUUAUGGUUUGGCACAACCUGCUUCACAUAUAACCUCCACUGAUAGCGAUAGUGCAUAUGGUGUUAUUCCAUAUAUGGCUCCAGAACUCCUUCGUGGUAAACCUAAAAGUAAAAAAUCUGACAUUUAUGCAUUAGGCAUAAUUAUGUGGGAGCUUUCUUCGGGCGAACCGGCUUUUUUUGAUCAAAAACAUGAUAUAUGUCUACAGCUUGCAAUUUGUGGUGGUUUUCGUCCCAAAACUAUAAAAGGAACAUCAGAACAAUAUGCUGAACUUAUGCAAAGGUGUUGGGAUGUUAAUCCAGAAAAAAGACCAACGAUAGAUGAAUUAAAACAAACGUCUCUUCAUUUUGGUUAUAAAGAUCUACCUACUAAACGAUGCCGAACUAUAAAGAACCCUUCAAUAUAUUACAGUCGUCUUAUUUCAAAUAAUCUAAUUAUAAAUGAAUAUUUAGCUGGAAUUUCAAAUAAUAACAUAAAGAUAAACGAAUAUUUAGCUGGAAUUUCAAAUAAUAACAUAACGAUAAACGAAUAUAUAGCUGGAAUUUCAAAUACUAACAUAACGAUAAACGAAUAUAUAGCUGGAAUUUCAAAUAAUAACAUAACGAUAAAUGAUCUUGAUAACAAGAUAAUGACUGCGAAUUGUACCACUAAUCUUAUGAACGACCCUUUAAAAUGGUUGGAGAUAUAUGCAAAUUUUGUCAAAAUAUUGACAAGAUAUAUCAUCUUGGAUGUUGAACCAUCAGAAUUUCUUGAGGAUAUUAAGGCAAAGAUACACGCUAAAAAUGGUCUUCCUGUGUGGUGUAUGGGUUUUAUUUUUGAAGGUAAACAAUUGGAGGAUGACCAACUCUUUCUGAUUAUAAUAUUAAAAAGAAUCGACAAUUCAUUUAGUACUCAAACUUUGCUGUGGUGCUUAAUUUCUUUUCCAUAG
Molecule: messenger RNA, 1482 nt
Organism: Cetraspora pellucida
Lineage: Eukaryota; Fungi; Glomeromycota; Glomeromycetes; Diversisporales; Gigasporaceae
Source: the annotation of a GenBank genome assembly